This is a messenger RNA of Ectocarpus siliculosus, 5214 nucleotides long. Lineage: Eukaryota; Phaeophyceae; Ectocarpales; Ectocarpaceae. The record is from the annotation of a GenBank genome assembly.
AUGAGCGCGGCAAUGGAGAAUGUUACACCACGAGCCUCAUCUUCCGACAACGGAUCGGAUUCUGACGGAUUUGUCGUCGUUUCGGAUCAGGAGGACUUCGUCAAGUUGAAAUCGCCGCCGCGGCCUCGGACAGCGGCAGUCGCAGCCCCAGCAAUAGCACCAUCGGCGGGGCUGGAUGAACCUGGUCUUACCGUUGGCAUUGGUAGUAAUGGCGGUGGCGGUGCUGGUGCUGCGCCUCACCACAGGAAUCACCAGCCUGCCACCGCUACUUCUCCUGGGGAGUUAGUGUCAUCGAUCAACCGCAGUCCCGCAGUGGCCACCGCGACCACCACCACUGUGGCCACCGCCACCUCCGCCGCCGCCACCUCCGCCAAUAUCGUCAGCCCUUCUUCACCACUCCGCCCGAACCAUCCAUGCCGCCACCACCACAACCAGCAAAACAGCCCUCCAUGGACGAGAGUAGCUGCAGUGCCCCCGGAGGCGCCCCGCCUCCCUUCGCACUACGUGGAGCGGUCGGCCCUGCUCGAGAAUGUCGUCAACAUGCUCAUCGCCAAGAAACACUUCGACAACGGCCACGCCAGGGGCGUUACCACCACCAACAGCGGCGACAACCAACUCGACAACAAUUUCCCCAUCAGGAACAACGGCAACAACGGGACACAUGUCGAAAAAAGGUGCAAAACAUUCUUCCCCAGGGGCACCAAGAACACCAGCGGCGACGGGAACGGUAACGAAAACAGCAACGACGAUGACGGCCUCGAGGGUGCUGCCUACGCCCUGCUUGGUGACAGCGGGUCGGGGAAGACCGUCCUGGCGUCGGCCAUCGUCUCUCACCCCGAGGUCCGGAGAAAAUUCUGGCGAGGAAUCUUCUGGGUGAACCUUGGGCGUGGGGGAGUGGUGACGAGAGCAAGGACGGGGACAGGAGGAGGUUUGCUGAGAGCUCUGCUGCACGAUCUGGCUGCGCAGGUGGUCGCGUUAGACCACCCACUCCCAGCCAACGGUGAAGAAGCCGCCGCCGCAACCGCACUCCUUGCCCGGUCGGCAAGCGCUGGAGAAACCCUCAAGCAAUUGGCCACCUCAAACGGGGGUUCACAUGUAGGGGAGCUCAGCCGACUUCUGGUCCUUGAUAGCAUUAGCGAGAGUUUCACCGACAACCCCAACGCCGUGGCCGAACUGGAAAGGGCUGGGUUUACGGUGUUGGUGACCUGCUCGAGGCCGUGCGCGCUGUCGGUACUGCGGAGCAAGCAGCCGAUGGCAAAGCCGGAGGUGGGGGUACCCGGCGGGCUGCCCAACGACCUUGAGCACGGUCAUCGCACAUCGCCACACCGUAGAAUCCAUGUCAGUGUGCUGCAUCCUGCGACGCCAAGCGAGGCGGUGGAGAUGCUGCUGAAGAGGGUAAGGCGGCCGGGUGGGGCAACAAUGGCGGUUGAGGCGACGUCGCCCGCAGGUUGGGCAGAGCUGAAGGCCGCUGAAGCUGGUGGCCCGGGUGCAAAUGCAUCAACCAGGGCGUCGUUCGAGUCGUGUGCUCUUCAGGUCGUCAACCACUGCAGGGAGGUCGCACCGCUGGCUCUCGCUAUCGUCGGUGCAGUAAUAGCCGGCCAGGAUGAGAGGGGUGGCCGCCGGGACAACUCGCUGUCCUGCGACUACGCUGAACGCUGCCGUCAGAUCGAGCGGCAAGUCACCCGGCAUCAAGAUUGUGGUGAUGGUUAUGAUGCUUUCAACAGAGUGAUGGAGUUGGGGUUUGGCGCGCUCCCUGGGGACAAGACGAAGGACUGCUUCAUUAGGCUGGGGGUGUUGGCGGAGGGAACGGUGGCUCCACUCGACAUGCUGUCCAACCUUUGGGGGCAGGAUUCAGAGGAAACCGCACGGACCGUCAACGAACUCUCGGAGAAUUCAUUCCUCAUCGAAAUGGACCCGGGAAGCCGCUGUUACAGCAUCCACGACCGCGUCCUCGCCUUCGCCAAGACCAAGCUCCUCCGCGCCGGUUUUGGGCCCGACGGGUUCCAUUGCCGCUGUUACCUUGGAGGGGAGAAGGCGGCAGCGUCGACGACAGCAAGGAGCACGAGGGAGGCCGCAGUUGUGAAUCAGGUGGACUACCUCAGCCGCCCGGGCAUUCUCUCUCGGUUCUCUUACUCCGGCGGAGGAAGCAACGGCGUCAUUGGCGACGGUGGAGAGGCGGGAAUCGCUCUCGGGUGCGGCGACGGAAUGUUGCUUGGGGGUCUGCCGGCGCUCGCAGCCCUGUGGCAGUCUCUGGAAGACCUCCGGUCUGAUGACGACUGCUACUGUGAACGCUUUAGGAUUGUGAUGGGACGGCGACAGUCGCCUCGGCGGAGGUUUUUGGGGGAUGCCUAUGGGGCUUCUCUGCAGAGGAUGGGCGUGUGCGUCGAGGCGGCGUUUGGCUACUGGGCAGCAGCGAAGCUGCUCCAGCUGCAGGGCAUCAACAAAGACGCCAAAACGAUGGCCGGGAAAUCCGUCCAUGUGGGAAACGCUCUUUACCAUGCCGGUGCGGCCCAGGCGGAACGGCUCCCCUCGAAAUCCACGCUGCUCAGGCAAAAGGGCAAGGACAACAAACUGGUUGAUCGGUAUGAGAAGGAGGUGGAGUCUGUCAGGCUGAGCUACGGGUAUCACCACCCGGCCGUGGCGUCCGCUCUGAGCAGCCUUGCCCAUGUGCUAUUGGAGCAGGGAAAGACCAUUCCCGCCGGUGUUCGCUACAGAGAGGCGCUGGUGGCCCUGGAGGGCUCUGUGGGAGACGAUCACCCAUUGGUGGCGAAUGCUUUGAUGGAUGUGGCGAAAGCGGAUACCAACCAACUUAUGCCCCUCCUCGACGGGGACGAAAGGCGGCUGCUCCUGAACACUCACAGCAGCGAGCUGUGCUCGAGAGCCCUGUCCAUCUACGACGACGACCUCGGGCUGGCAGUGAUCAUGUUUCUAAGAGAAAAUACCACGCCUCUCGUUCGCCUGGCUCACAUGCUGGAGGAGCAGGGCAACGUCAAAGAGGCGAAGCGACUUUGCCGGGCGGCGCUACACACCCUGGACGGGGAGAACCCUCUGGGUCGUCCUCAAGUCGCUGCAGUUCUGGCCACCCUAGCGGACCUGCUCGGCAAAGAGAUGCAUGGGUUCACGCUUCGGGAUGCGUUCGCUUGUCCAAUCACCGGCGAGCUCAUGCGAGAUCCGGUGGUUGUGGAGGACGGUCACACUUAUGACAGGGAGGCUAUCGAAAUGUGGCUGAGGAAGUACGGAACUUCUCCCAAGACCGGUGAGCCCAUAGAGCGUCUGCUGCUAGUGCCCAACCUGAACCUGCGGCGCCUGAUCAAGGACUUCCUGAUCGAAGGUGGCGAGGAACUCUAUGUGGGCGGACGGGACGGUGAUGGUGGCGACCAAGACGACGGGUCUGGGGAGGUUGAUCGCGACGAAGGAGAUGGAGGAGAAAGCGGGUGGGAGGAGAGAUCGGGCACGGGGGAACAUCGGGAGUGCCGCUUCGCGCUCGUGACCGAGCAGAUACUCGUACUCAAGUGCUUGGGAAGUGUCUAUCCUGGCGGGAACAUCGAGUCCUUCCGCGUCACGGAGCGUGGGUGUGUGGGCGGGCGCAACCAGCCGAAUACGCUGGCGGGGGCGGAAUUUGUGCAGAUCUCAGACGCCACUGUGAGCAAGCGCCACUUCGGCAUCGCCUUCGACAAGGAGGACAAGCUAUUCUCGUUGCGUGACCUUGGAAGUGCCGGUGGGACGUUCGUUCGCCUGGAGUUAGGGGUGUCCACUCUGCUUUAUCCCGGCAUGAUCAUACUGCUGGGAAGGCACCAGCUGGAGGUGAUAGACGUGUCCUCUACCGAUUCUGAAGCAAAGGCGGUCGAAGGUGAUCGUAAUCCCUUCGCUGUGGGGGACAAAGGCAGCAACGCCACGUCGCCUUCCAGCCCGUCAGCGCCCGGGAAUAGUUCGUCGACGGCAGCCCGCCGCAGAGGCAUGGCCUGCAGUAUUGUUGGGAGCGCCGCGAUUGUCAAUAAAGGGCCCACGACGGACGGCGGGGAGCGAGAACCCAGGCACCCGAUCAGCCCACAGCCGGCCAAGUCUUCGUCCUCGAAGCAGCACGAAGAAGGAGAAGGAGGCAUAUCGGACGACGAGAAGGAGCUAGAGGCGGGAGCCAAGCCGGGCAGGAGGAAUCCGAGAGUCUGCCUAGAGUGCUUCGCACCAGAAGGGACCCCGAUACAGGGAAAACGUUUCUUUGUGGGCAGAGAAGGGGCCACUCUCGGGGGGAGGAAAACCAACACGAUCGCCUUCUCCUACGAGUCGGGCGGAACUGUGAUGGGGAUAGAUGAUUUCAUCUCGGGAGUACACGCCAGGAUCGUGUAUGAUGACGGAGGCGGCUUCUUCCACAUCACGGACGGCAACUCUUUCAAGUCGUCGAAGAACGGGACAUGGGUCCGGCUGAGCGGGAAGCAUACGGAGAGCAGGCCGUACCCCCUGUCCCACGGUACCGAGAUCCUGAUCGGGACGGUUCCGUUCUCUGUGACGCUGGGGCGGUUGAAAAAGAGUUCACCGCCGAAAGCCGAGGUUACGUCAUGUCGUGAGGGAUCAGGACCAUCGAUCCUCGCACCCGCGGGGAGCGAACCCCGACGGCAAUCGUCAUGACGGGAGGGGGGAGAUGAGCGCUAAGUUAGGGGUGCGUGCCUGCUGAACUAUAUUUUGUUUUCCUGACGUGCUGCUUCGAAAGAGGGUACGGGGUGGCUGGCCAAGCCAAGGGAGGCUGGGAGCUUUUGAGAAUCGAGGUUGGUAUGUGCGUGCUCGUCUCAUCUCUUCUGGUGCAGCUCUACACACCUUUCGGUAUAUUUUUUCUGACGUAUCAGCCGGGAUUACACAGGAGGAAGGUCAUUCAGGAGCUCUUUAUUUUUGUAUUAUUUUUACUGCCCCACCUUUCCUUCUGCGGUGCUUGCCUUAGGUUUUAUCACGAGAAGGAUUCAAUCGCCCCUUUGACUCGUUGAUCGUGAAGCCGAAGUGUGCGACGGCGUCAUGUAUUGUAUAUAUAUAUUUUCUACUGUAUUUUCUUCCUUGCAGCGCAUUCAGAAUGUAAGUAAUUUAUUGGAUUUGGUGAGGCUUCCUCAUGGCGGCCGGUGGUCCCGCCCAAAUGUCGUGUUCAUUGAUUUGUUUUGACCAUCGCUCGGAUUGUAUUGAGACUCACCCCAAGCUCACGUUGAACUAACUGUGAACAAGUUCUGGAGCAUG